This is a messenger RNA of Didymodactylos carnosus, 945 nucleotides long. The record is from the annotation of a GenBank genome assembly. NCBI's taxonomy places the organism in Eukaryota, Metazoa, Rotifera, Eurotatoria, Philodinida, Philodinidae.
AUGUCUGCAAGCGAAGUGCAAGGCAAUAACAACAAUCAGUUCGAUAAACCAGAUAGUCAAGCGGGAUCUGAUGAUAAAAAACAAAUAAAUGGUAAAGAUGUCGUUGUUCAAAAGGUGACAGGAAGUGUCAAAUGGUUUAAUGUUAAGAGUGGUUAUGGCUUCAUUCAUCGAGAUGAUGUCGACGAAGAUAUAUUCGUUCAUCAAACGGCAAUAAUAAAAAAUAAUCCAAGAAAAUAUUUACGAAGUGUCGAUGAUGGUGAAAAAGUCGAAUUUGAUAUAGUUCAGGGUGAAAAAGGUUAUGAAGCAACGAAUGUGACAGGUCCAAAUGGCACUAGUGUAAAAGGUUCAAAAUAUGCCGCAGACAGACGACAAUAUAGUACACGUGGUGGCUAUCGACGUCCAUUUCGAAGUCGUCCAUUUCGUGGUGGUCCAUUUCGCGGAGGCUUUUUUGGCGGCGGUGGUGGUAUGCGUGGUGAUGGAUUUGAUGGUGGUUAUAAUGACGAUUUUCAGGGUGGUAUGGAUGCAAAUUACGGUCCCCCUCCAAAUCGGGGCGGUUCAUUCGGUCGACCUCCAAGAGGAUUCGGUAGAGGAAGAGGAUUUGGUGGUAGACCACCAAUGCAAUUUCGACGAGGUGGAUACGAUGGAGGUUUCAAUGAUGGAUUUGAACAACCAAUGCCACCAUUUGAUGACAAUUUAUCAGGUCCACCAAUGAUGCGAGGAGGUCGCGGUCCAAGAAUUUUCAGAGGACGUGGUGGCUUUGGUCGUGGUGGUCCAAUGGGAAUGAGAGGUAAUUUUGGUCCACGAGGAUUUGGUCGCGGGCGUGGACGUGGUCGUGGUCGUUUUCUUCGUGGAGCACGACGAGGAAAUGGACGUGGCGGACAAAAUGGCGACAAUGGCAAUGAUAACUCGGCCACUGAUCCGACUAAUAAUCAAACUAGUGUUUGA